GACGAGGCAUGAUCUAAAUUCAGUAUAUCAUUUUUUUGCCCACGAAAUCAUACCGACAAUCCGAACAGUAGCAGGUGCUUAUUGCUUUCACUUUGAUUUCUUAGAAAUAUCCAUCGCAAUAUUGGUUGUUAAUGCUGGUUCGAUUUUUAGUACAAAGAAAAUAUCCACAUAUCAAGCGACUUUCCAAAGCAUGACCGCCCCGCAAGCGACGCCGUUUUCUGCCCGUGUGCAGAAAGCACAGCAAGUCGCUGUUGCUUUGGCGCGCGACCUAUCAAAUGUAAAAAUAUCUGGGUCUGGAAGAAUCAUGCUGUUUCUGCAUGACGCAGAAGGUCUGGCAUGGAAGCUCUAGCAUCACAAGUUUCGAGAAGCUUCCGCAAUGCCGAAUCCGCAUGACAAAUUCACCACUUUGGUGACAGAAAGUGAGCAGCUUUUGCUGCAUAUGCAUAAGAGAUUUUUGUGUGUUCUGAAAUGCGCAUCACAAGUUACAUUCUUCCAGACCCAGACAUUUUUGCAAUCCAUACGACCCGACGAACCAAGAACUGUGGGCGACCCCGGACUUCUUGGACGAUAUGACUUGCUCAGAUGUUACGAUCUCAAGCGUUACAAUAGAAUCUGGAAAUCUGUGAUGCAAGAAGUGCAUGAUCUAGCCAAGUCUCAUAGGACUACGCAUGACAAGUUCCGGAGUCCCAAACUGCACUACAUUCGGCCGAAAUUUGUGUUGCAGAAAGUGGAAUGCUGUCCGAGUCUGUCAUGCUCAUCAUGCAAUACUCUAUUGUAACGUUUGAGGUUGUAACGUCUGAGCAGGUCAUAGACGACUGCCGCAUUUUUUCCGAUUGUCUUCCCGGCUUCACCGACGCAGAGCAGGUCUGGGCCUAUCUGGAGGAUUCCUGUAAAAGCGCCAAAUCCUGGAGGAAACGGUUCGCAAAGGCACUCACGGUAGACGAGGCUGCACUGCCGGCGCUCACCGAAGAAAAGGAAGCUCCGGUCGUGUCCAUCUCGUCGGCGAAAAUAAAAAAGCAGCACAGGGACGACGACCUUCCCAGCACAACAUCCUCAUCGUCCUCCACGACGAGCAGCAAGAAGAGAAAAAACGCGGCGGAGAGUCAUGAAGUAGAUGAAGCGGAUGCUGUCUUGGACGGUGUCCUGGCCCGAGAAGAGGCAAGAGCGACAAAAAAGAGCAAGAAACAGGAAAGAAACACGACAGCAGGAGCAGGUUCGAAACUAAAGUCGACUACACUUCUUCCGACCGACGAGGAGGACGCAGAGAAAUUGGAAGAAAAGCUUGCGAAAUCUUCUUCAGCAGGAGACCACGAUGAUGGCAACAAGAGUUCUUGUGACCACGACGCAUCCACGUCAACGAAGAGCAGAAAGAAGAAGAAAAACGCAGCGAACACCGGUGGUUCCAAACCCUCCGGCGCCCGGUUUUUCGGCGAGAUGGAGGACGAUGGGGACGACUCCAAUGUGGCGGGGGAACACAAAAAGAAGCACAGUAAACCAAAAUCCCAAGUGGACGACGAAUUUUUCUCCCUCGCGGACAUGCAGAAGUUUGCGGAGGAGGGGGAAAAAGCGUGGGCGAGAAUGAACGACAAUGAGUCCGAUUCGGACAACGCGGACGAGGACGAGGUGUACAAAAUGUUUUUCUCCAAGGACGUGGGCGAUGGAGAUGACAUCAUGUUCGACGAUUUUUUUGGCACCGGUGGCCGCGGACCAGGCGCGCAAAAUAAUAAAGCCUCAAGUUCAACAACAGCGAACAAGUAUGCAAAUUUGAGAACAACGGAUGACUUAAAGGAUUUAUCGGAGAAGGAGGCCACGGCAUCAAAAAUUGCGGCCUUGAAAGGUAGUUCUGGCAAGGACGACGAUGGUGCACGACCAGCUGUCGUCGACGACUCCUCUCCCACCGAAGAACAAAACAUGGAAGUAGACGAGGUGGCCGCCGUUGUAAGCGAAGACGGCUCGUCGGAAGAAGAAUUUUCAGACGAAAUGUCGGAAGAAGAGGAAGACUCUGAAGAGGAGGACGAGCUGAUUCGCAUGCGCCGCGAAAGGAAAAAGGCGGACGCGGCAAAGGAACAGAAAGCGAAGGCUUCUGUUGAAGGUGCACAAGUGGAACCUGACGCGAAGAAAGAGCAGAAAGGUCGUGAAGAGUCUGAUGAUGCCGAGCUGCCUACAGACGAUCUCGAAGACGAGGAAGAAGAAUUGUCCCUAGAGGAAGAAAUUUCCGACGAGGAAGAAGCAGUAGAGGGUAUGCUGGAAGACGCUGACGCUCUCGAAGAAGAUGGCGCGCCUGAUGAAAACGACAUUUCAGACGAAGAGCAACCCGAGAUGUCCUCGUCUUCCUCCUCCUCGUCUUGCAGCUGGGACAAAGACGCCGAGGAUGCGGGCAAAGCCCUGCCUUUUUCCGGCUUCGCUUCCGACGGGGAGGACUGCGAUUUGUCGGAUUUGGAUGCGGAAGACCGACAACUGGAAUUGGCUCUGAGAAAAGUCGGCAGAACCGCGGUCUACCGAGCGGGCGGAAAAAUGGACAACUUGCCGGAAUCGGACGAGGAUACGGACGCGGACGAAAAUGGUGGAAUGGAUGUGGAUAUGAACGAAGAGUCGUCUGUCAGUUCAAACCAGGCGAAGGCGAAUCUCGCGGUGAAAGACCGACGCAUCCAGGAUCUGGAGGAGGAGGUCGACAGACUCGAGCGGGAGGCACUGGCGCAAAAGCACUGGUCGCUGGGCGGGGAAGUCGCGGGAAAGCAGAGAGAGCGGAACUCGCUCCUAGAGUUGCAUUUGGACCUGCCCAUGACGCACUUUCAAUCCAAACGUAUAAAUUUGUGAUGCUUUUUUUUUGAUUACCUGUACGUCUACGUUUAGCUUAAGCUGCGGCCGUGGAUUCCAUUUUUUGCCCCACAUCAAGUGAUUUCCAAGACCUUAUGUCGCUUUUUGUACAACAAUGGGUAAUAUUAAUCAUACAACCACCAGGCACUCUGGACACUGCCAUCGCAACCGGGCAGCAGUUAGACGAGGAAGAGUCCGAUGAAGAGGGCAACAAGCCCCAGCAAUUUGACAUCGAGCAGAUAACCAAGCAGAGAGUCGCCGACAACCUAUUCGACGACGUGAUCCGUGUGGCGGACACCAGGCCAAGCACAACGAAGAAGGACGAGGAUCAGGAGGAGGUUCUGAACUUCGCUAAGUCCCGGGUGGGUCUUGCCGACAUCUACGCACAACAGUACGAAGAGGAGGUGUUUGGGCAAAAGUCAAAACAGGAAGAGAAAAUGUCGAAGGAGAAGUUGCUGUGCAAGGAACUGUUUGGCAAGGUAAAGCCUGAUUUCUUGUUUCCGGUUUUUGCGCUUCAAAUUUAGGUGUUGGGUAUGCGUUUCGACAUUGGAAUCAUGGAAGAUGUAAUAUUCCUCUACAAAAUGCGUUUAAGAUAAAGAUAAUUUUUACAUGCGGUUCAUCAACCUGCAUUGCAAAAAAAAAAUACGAACAGGUCAUGUACAAGCUGGAUCAGCUGUGCAACGCACAUUUCACUCCGAAGCCGGUAAGCUUGUGCACCAGCACGGCGAAAGCAAAUGUCUCCAGUAUGACGAUUGAAGAAGCCGUUCCUCUUGCAGUAAGCACCGCCGCGAUGACUGCACCGUCCGAGAUCCGCCGCGGAGACACUGUCAAGGUACUGGUUUAUAACCCUUUCAUCAUGUUUGUGUUUCUUUGCAUGGAUGACAGAGUCGUUUUUUUCCUUUAGGAUAAAUAUUUGCUGAAUGCGAUAAGCUUUUGGAAAAAUAAGUAAGUUGACGUCGUUUGCUCGUGAUGUUUAUUUCAAAACCUCUAUCAGACCCACGAUGAGCUUGAUCGCGAGGAGCUAAACGCGGUACGAAGAAGAAGGAAGGACCAGCGAAAGAAGGCACUCGAGGGCCACCUGAUUGAGGGCACGAAAACCGCAAAGGACUUGCAGGACCGGCAGACAGCCCUGGACAAAAAGAACCAAAUCGCGAAAGAGAAGAAGAACGCCAAGGGCAAGGUGAAAGAUAAAAAGAAAAAGUUGAAAAAUACCGAACUGCUCCAAAUGGCAGCCGACAAAACCCAGGCGGAAACCAGUCGAAAAGCGGACUUGAAGAAGUGGAAAGAGGGCAACACGGACACAGGAAAAGCGAAAGUGAGAAAGUCUAAAUUCUGACUUGGCCGAAAGCUAGUACCCUUGAAAGCGAUUGAAUUGUGAAGCGAACAACCUAAGGACAAGUACCAGACCUUUCGAAAAGAUUUUCUUCAUGCACUAUGCGAGUGCGAGCGUGCGCAAAUAUACGAAAAAAUGGAGGUUGAGGUAAGAAGUGCGUCAUCAGGUGAU
Molecule: messenger RNA, 4321 nt
Organism: Amoebophrya sp. A120
Lineage: Eukaryota; Dinophyceae; Syndiniales; Amoebophryaceae
Source: the annotation of a GenBank genome assembly